Closterium sp. NIES-65 is the source of this 966-nucleotide messenger RNA. NCBI's taxonomy places the organism in Eukaryota, Viridiplantae, Streptophyta, Zygnematophyceae, Desmidiales, Closteriaceae. The record is from the annotation of a GenBank genome assembly.
AUGUGGCAACCUCUUCCCUCUCCUCUCCCUCCCUCAUGUUCCUCCCCCUCUCCACCAGGCCUAUCACCAGCAGCAGUGGCAUGCAUCGCACUGGGAUGCUUCUUUGGCCUUGCCCUCCUCGCGGCUACCCUCGUGUGGGUUUCUUCUCCCAACAAACGCCGCCGCAAGUGGGGCGACCUGGACGUGUGUCACGAGUUCUCCCUGCAGCAGCUAAUGCAAGCCACCGACAACUGGGCCGACGCAAACCGGCUGGGGCGGGGGGGCUUUGCGACGGUGUACCUGGGUGUUUCGCCCCAAGGGGAGAUGUGGGCCGUGAAGCGAUGUAGAGUGAUGACCAACGACUUUGAGAAGGAGGUCGCCAAGAGAGAAACUGGUGCAGCUGCUGGUGACAUGCGUCUUCUCUUCCUCCUCGCUUACUCUGCUGUCCAUGCACAGGUGCGAGCCAUGGCAACGCUACGCCACGAGAACCUGGCGCGGCUGCUGGGGUUCCGUGUGGACAUGCAGGUGCGCGCCAUGGCAACCCUACGGCAUGAGAACCUGGUGCGGCUGCUGGGGUUCUGUGUGGACAUGCAGGUGGAGAGCGGGCGGCAGGAGCAGGUGCUGGUGUAUGAAUAUGUGGGGAAUGGCGACCUGAAGCACCACAUCCACCACGCCAAGUGUGAGCCCCUCACCUUCCACCAACGGCUCAAAAUCGCUCUGGGAGCAGCAGAAGGCCUCUCUUAUCUGCACAGCUUCAGCACGCCCAUUGUGCACCGCGAUGUGAAGCCCGCCAACAUCCUCGUCACCGACUCGCUGGCCGCCAAGCUCGCUGACUUUGGGCUGCUCAAACAGCUCACUGAGGGGGAUGGGGAGGGCGGUGCCACGAGGAUCGCAGGCACGCCGGGGUAUGUGGACCCAGACUACAAUCGCACACGGGUGGUGUCCCCAAAGACAGACGUUUACAGGUGGGUGGGUGGGAAUCAUUAA